This is a messenger RNA of Lathyrus oleraceus (garden pea), 663 nucleotides long. RefSeq lists its product as uncharacterized. NCBI's taxonomy places the organism in Eukaryota, Viridiplantae, Streptophyta, Magnoliopsida, Fabales, Fabaceae. The transcript has a single exon. The record is from RefSeq and is a predicted model, not a curated record. Gene Ontology annotation, molecular function: RNA-DNA hybrid ribonuclease activity; nucleic acid binding. The coding region runs from base 1 to 663 and encodes 220 amino acids.
AUGGCAGAAUAUGAAGCAUGUAUUUACGGUUUAGAGGCGGCAAUCUACUUGAGAAUCAAAAUUGUUGAGGUAUUCGGUGAUUCAGCUCUGGUAAUCACUCAAGUGAAAGGCCAUCGGGAGACUCAGGAUAGCAAGUUGAUACCUUAUAAAGAGCAUAUUAGAAAACUGAUACCCUAUUUUGAUGAAAUCUCCUUUCACCAUAUUUCUAGGGAAGAAAAUCAGUUAGUCGAUGCUCUAGCCACGCUUGAAUCUAUGUUCAAAGUCAAAUGGAAGAAUGAAGCACCACCCAUCCAGAUUGACCACUUAGAUGAACCAGCACAUUAUCUAGCAAUUAAGGCUGAUCUUGACGAUAAGCCUUGCUUCUAUGACAUCAAAACAUUUCUAGAGAAACAACAAUAUCCCGAGGGUAUAUCCAUUACUGAUAAGAAAGCUCUGAGAAGACUCUCUUCCAAGUUCUUCCUAAACGGUGAUGUAUUAUACAAGAGUAAUUAUGAUUCCAUACUGCUCAGAUGCGUGGAUAGACACGAAGCUAGUACAAUCAUAAAGUCCAUACACGAGGGAUGUGAGGGUGUACAUAUUGAAGGGUCCUACUAUGGCCAAGAAGAUCCUCCGGGCUGGUUAUUAUUGGACGACAAUGGAGGUCGAUUUGCUACAAUUUUGUGA